Morone saxatilis (striped sea-bass) is the source of this 9425-nucleotide messenger RNA. RefSeq names its product ATP-binding cassette, sub-family C (CFTR/MRP), member 9 (gene abcc9). Gene Ontology annotation, biological process: potassium ion transport; transmembrane transport. The coding region runs from base 271 to 5070 and encodes 1599 amino acids. Gene Ontology annotation, molecular function: sulfonylurea receptor activity; ABC-type transporter activity; ATP hydrolysis activity. The transcript has 42 exons. The record is from RefSeq and is a predicted model, not a curated record. Lineage: Eukaryota; Metazoa; Chordata; Actinopteri; Moronidae. Gene Ontology annotation, cellular component: membrane.
ACGCAGUCGGCAGAGCCAGGCUGCAGUAUGCGGAGCAGCUGAUGCUCCUGCUGGGCUAAAAAUAAUCAACUUUUUUUUCUGUUCAACUUUCAAACUGUAUGUUGUGUCUUUUCCUCUUCUUUUUCUCCUUUUUCUGUUUCCUUUCUUUUAAAAACAAACAAACAAACAAACAAACACUCACCAGGCGUCCGGAAUGAAACGGAGUCAAUAAGGAUUAUUACUUUUCUCCGAGACCGACUCGCGGCUUGUGUGGAGCAGCUGGGCGGUGGCAUGGCCCUGUCGUUUUGCGGCAACGACAACGGUAUCAAUGCCUACACCGUGAAGGAGGGCGUGCUGAACAAUGGCUGCUUCGUGGACGCCCUCAACCUGGUUCCCCAUGUCUUCCUGCUCUUCAUCACCUUCCCCAUCCUCUUUAUCGGCUGGGGCAGCCAGAGCUCCAAGGUCCAGAUCCAUCACAACACGUGGCUUCACUUCCCCGGCCACAACCUGAGAUGGAUCCUCACCUUCUCGCUGCUGUUCGUCCACGUGUGCGAGUUCGCCGAGGGCAUCGUCUCCAACAAUAGGAUGAUGGAGACCAACCACCUCCAUCUCUUCAUGCCAGCCUUCAUGGGUUUCGUAGCAGCCACAACAUCAGUGGUUUACUACCACAACAUCGAGACGUCCAACUUCCCCAAGCUGCUGCUCGUCCUGUUCAUCUACUGGGUGCUGGCGUUCAUCACAAAGUCCAUCAAGCUGUGGAAGUUUGCAGAGUACCAUGUUGGACCACAGCACCUGAGGUUCUGCAUCACAGCGCUGUUAGUGUUGUUGUACGGACUGCUAAUGGCUGUAGAGAUCAACGUCAUCAGAGUCAGGAAAUAUGUGUUCUUUGCCAACCCACAAAAGGUGAAACCACCAGAGGAUUUACAGGAUUUGGGAGUUCGCUUUCUGCAGCCGUUUGUCAACCUGCUGUCCAAGGCAACAUAUUGGUGGAUGAAUCCUCUCAUCAUGGGAGCCCAUAAGAGGCCCAUAGAGCUGAAGAAGAUUGGCAAGCUGCCCAUCGCCAUGAGAGCCCUCACCAACUACCUACGGCUCAAAGACGCCUACGAGGACCAGAGGACGGCCGAGGAUCCAGAUCGCGCCCCAUCGAUCUGGCGCUCCAUGUAUCGAGCGUUCGGUCGGCCCAUCCUGCUCAGCAGCACCUUCCGCUACCUGGCCGACCUGCUGGGCUUCGCCGGGCCGCUCUGCAUCUCUGGCAUCGUGAAGUACCUGAAGACUGAUGAUGAAGUUGCAACGCCAGACAAGAUCAAGGAGACCUAUUUCGGUGUGUACUUCAUGUCUUCGACUGAGCUGCUGCAGAACACUUCAGUCCUGGCUGUGCUUCUCUUCCUGGCUCUAAUCCUGCAGAGGACCUUCCUGCAGGCCUCGUACUAUGUCACCAUAGAAACAGGCAUCAACCUGCGGGGAGCCCUUCUGGCGAUGAUUUACAACAAAAUCCUGCGUCUGUCCACCUCCAACAUGUCUAUGGGGGAGAUGACGCUGGGGCAGAUCAACAACCUGGUGGCUAUAGAGACCAAUCAGCUGAUGUGGUUCCUCUUCCUCUGCCCCAACCUGUGGGCCAUGCCUGUACAGAUCGUAAUGGGAGUGAUCCUGCUCUACUACUUGCUGGGUUGGAGUGCCCUGGUUGGAGCAUCUGUCAUAGUCCUGCUGGCACCAGUCCAGUACCUCAUAGCUACAAAGCUGGCGGACACACAAAAAAGCUCACUAGAACACUCUACAGAUCGACUGAAAAAAACCUCAGAGAUCUUAAAGGGCAUCAAGCUGCUGAAGCUGUAUGCCUGGGAGAACAUCUUCUGUGAUAGCGUGGAGGAGACCAGAGGAAAGGAGCUCACCAGCCUCAAGACCUUCGCUUUCUACACAUCUAUGUCCAUUUUCAUGAAUGCCGCUAUUCCCAUUGCUGCCGUUCUCGCGACGUUCGUGAUGCAUCACUUCCUCAAUAAAAGCGGUCCCAGUCCUUCUGAGGCCUUCGCAGCUCUAGCGUUGUUCCACAUCCUGGUCACCCCUCUCUUCCUGCUCUCCACCGUUGUCAGAUUUGCUGUCAAGGCUCUGGUCAGUGUCCAGAAGCUUGGUGAGUUCCUUCAGAGUGACGAAAUUGAAGACGACAGCUGGAGAAAUGGAGACAUGACGGUUUCGUUCGAAGCUGGAAAAAAAAACCCGGGAAUGACCAAAGCCCAUAACAGGAAGAAGCCAAUGCGCUACCAGAUGGACAACUACGAGCAGCCGACCAGGCGACAGAUGAGACCCACGGAGACAGAGGAUGUGGCUGUAAAGGUGAGCAAUGGAUUCUUCACGUGGGGAAACAACCUGUCCACACUGUCAGACAUCAACAUCCGCAUCCCCACAGGUCAGCUGACGAUGAUCGUGGGCCAGGUGGGUUGUGGGAAAUCCUCCCUGCUGUUGGCCAUGCUUGGUGAGAUGCAGACCAUCGACGGAAGAGUCCACUGGAGCAAGCUGCCUGAUUGUGAGAUGGCCUACGAAGGGAACAUAAGUUGGUCAGAGACAGAGGAGUUUGACGAAGACUUCAGGAGCAAGAACAGAUACUCUGUGGCCUACGCUACCCAGAAGUCCUGGCUGCUCAACGCUACCGUGGAGGAGAACAUCACCUUCGGCAGCCCGUUCAGUAAACAGAGGUACAAGGCAGUGAUUGACGCCUGCUCUCUGCAGCCUGACAUUGACCUGCUGCCUUUUGGAGAUCAGACUGAGAUUGGAGAAAGGGGCAUCAACCUGAGUGGAGGUCAAAGACAGAGAAUCUGUGUGGCCAGAGCUCUCUACCAGAACACCAACAUCGUCUUCUUGGACGAUCCCUUCUCGGCGCUAGACAUCCACCUCAGCGAUCACCUGAUGCAGGAAGGAAUCCUCAAGCUUCUGCAGGACGACAAACGGACCGUGGUCCUGGUCACCCAUAAACUGCAGUACCUCACACAUGCAGACUGGAUCAUAGCGAUGAAGGACGGCUCUGUGCUGAGAGAGGGAACUCUGAAGGACAUCCAGAAUCAUGACGUUGAGCUUUACGAUCACUGGAAGACCCUGAUGAACAGACAUGACCACGAGCUGGAGAAGGACAUACAGCAGGACAGUCAAACAACUCUAGAGAGGAAAACACUAAGGAGAGCUUUCUACUCCAGAGAGGCAAAGAACCAGAUAGACGAUGAGGACGAAGAGGAGGAAGAGGAGGAGGAAGAUGAUGACAACAUGUCCACAACCACUAAUAGAAGGUCGAAGAUCCCAUGGAGGGUGUGCUGGUGUUACCUGUCCUCUGGUGGGUUCUUCAUGGUCUUCCUGAUGGUGUCGUCUAAACUUCUCAAACACUCUGUCAUCGUUGCCAUCGACUACUGGUUGGCUCUCUGGACCUCCUCCAAAACCAAUCAGAGUACUGGAGGAGGAACGGACCUGACCAACGGGACCAGCACGGUUUACGGCAGCAACAGCACGCAGCCCACGUUCGCUACUGUGGAGGAUGAGCAGGACUCCUACUACCUGCCGGUGUUUAUCAUCCUGUGUGCGGCUGGAAUCACGCUGUGCCUCAUCACCUCUCUCACCGUGGAGUUUCUGGGUCUUUCUGCAGCCACCAACCUGCACCACAACCUUCUCAACAAGAUCAUCCACGCUCCCAUCAGGUUUUUUGACAUCACUCCUCUGGGGCAGAUCCUCAACAGAUUCUCAGCUGAUACCAACAUCAUAGACCAGCAUAUUCCUCCGACGCUGGAGUCUUUGACGAGAUCCACGUUGCUCUGUCUGUCGGCGAUCGGGGUCAUUUCCUCCAUCACUCCAGCUUUUCUGAUCGCCUUGGUUCCGCUGGCGGUGGCCUUCUACUUCAUCCAGAAGUACUUCAGAGUGGCCUCCAAGGACCUCCAGGACCUUGAUGACUCCACACAGCUUCCUCUGCUCUGCCACUUCUCCGAGACCGCUGAAGGUCUCACAACUAUCAGAGCAUUCAGACACGAGGCUCGUUUUAAACAGCGCAUGCUGGAGCUAACAGACACCAAUAACACAGCAUACCUGUUUCUGUCUGCUGCAAACCGCUGGCUGGAGGUCCGAACGGACUACCUUGGAGCAGUGAUAGUGCUGACAGCAGCAGGAGCCUCCAUAUGGAGUUCACUCUAUGGUCUGCUUCGUGGAGGCCUGGUGGGCCUCGGACUCACAUACGCUCUCACUGUCACCAACUACCUGAACUGGGUCGUGAGAAACCUGGCAGACCUGGAGGUCCAGAUGGCAGCUGUGAAGAAGGUCAACAGCUUCCUCGGCACAGAAUCGGAGAACUACGAGGGAUCUAUGGGCGCCUCUCAGGUGCCUGAGAACUGGCCCCAGGAAGGUGAGAUAAAGAUCCAGGACCUGUGUGUGCGCUACGAUCCCAUGCUCAAACCGGUGCUCAAACAUGUCAACGCGUACAUCGAACCAGGCCAGAAGGUGGGAAUCUGCGGUCGCACAGGCAGCGGGAAGUCCUCUCUGUCGUUGGCCUUUUUCAACAUGGUGGAUAUCUUUGAAGGGAAGAUCGUCAUUGAUGGGAUCGACAUCUGCAAGCUUCCUCUGCAGACACUCCGGUCUCGACUCUCCAUCAUCCUCCAGGAUCCGGUGUUAUUCAGUGGAUCAAUAAGGUUUAAUCUCGACCCAGAGAGGACGUGCACCGAUGACCGACUCUGGGAGGCACUAGAGAUCGCUCAGUUGAAGAACAUGGUGAAAGCGCUCCCUGGAGGACUAGAUGCGGUUGUAACAGAAGGAGGAGAGAACUUUAGCGUCGGUCAGAGGCAGCUCUUCUGUUUGGCCCGAGCUUUUGUCCGAAAGAGCAGCAUCCUUAUCAUGGACGAAGCCACGGCAUCUAUAGAUAUGGCCACGGAGAACAUCUUACAAAAAGUUGUGAUGACUGCAUUUGCAGACAGAACAGUCGUUACAAUCGCACACCGUGUCCACACCAUCCUAACAGCCGAUCUGGUCAUUGUGAUGAAGCGAGGGAACAUUUUGGAGUACGACAAACCUGAGACUCUUUUGGAGCAGGAGGAUGGGAUGUUUGCCUCAUUCGUCAAAGCUGACAUGUAGACGCACAGUCAGUCAGUACGCCCAACAACUGACAGACUGAUCAGCUGGUCGAUCUACUUCUUUUGUGUUUUCUCACUAAGGCCGACUGACCUCUGUGUCACUACAACACUUACUGAAGCCAAUAGCACACAAUUGUGUGUUUCUUGAAUGAGAAGCUUCUCUGUGUACUCAAUGGAAGGGGAAAAAAGAUCCAGAAACCCCAUCAAUCACUAGUUGAUGUAUUUGAGAAGUUGUACUUGAAUCAGUCAGUUAGCCAAUUAAGCCUGUUUUUUAUAAAUGACAUAUAGAAACAUUGUGUAUCAUUUAAACCAUAAAAGUCCAUUAAUCAGUUAAUCCAAUUUGCACAUAUGACAUAUAUUGGAAAUACAGAUAUACAGAGAGUUUUUCUGUACGGUAAACAAUAGAGAAAUUAUUGGAUCAUUGACCUUUAAGUAACUAGUAUUUAGAUACUGUAUAAUAAGAAUAUGAAAGAAAAAAGUCAUAUUUUUAUGUCCCUAGAAAGCUAAUAUUUGAUGCUAAUGGAUAGAUCUUGAUUUGUCGUAGAUAUCUUGGACUAAGAAGAAGACACAAGAAUAUAUCUUACUUGUGAUCUCGGACUAAGACUGUUGAAAGAAUAAGGCUGGCAUUACUGUGUUUUUCUUAAUGCCCGCAAAUCCUGAAAAGACCAAAACCAACAAUGUGUUCAUCCAUCUCUUUCUGACUUCCUGUCUGUGGGUCUCAGCCCAUUAGUAGUAGUGGAGUAGAGUGACCAGGUGUCUCACUUAUGUAGGACUGCACUGCCUUUUUAUUGUGGUAAAUACAAGUUCAUUUAUUUUUUUAGAAUUUUUUAAAAGCACAAUAUCCUCAACCUAGCCUAUUGAAAAACGGCAAGAAAUAGGGAAUUUUUGGGGACUAUUUUCAGCGGUGGAUGAAUACACAUAUAAUAGUCUAGGAAUCCAGUGCAAAGGUUUGACUUAUUGAUGCGUUUCUGGACAACAAUGGAGCUCUAUGGCACAGAGGAAGAAGCUAUAUUAGGCUUUGAUAAGCUCACAGUUCUUGUUAAUAGAUGCAUUCACUGUUGGUUUUGGUCUUUUUAUGAGAUUUAUUGAAAAUAAGAAAAAUAUAGACAAUGACUGGUCUUACGAUUUAAGUUCUGUCCUUUAACAGGACUAUAAGCACCGUUAUGCAUAUCAUUGGAAAAUCAAUCACAGGUCUUUUGAGUGAUUGAGCUUUGACACUUCCUGUAUCAUAUGGACAUUUAUACUACACUUUAGUUUUUGUAUUUCAUAGUUUUAGAUUGAGCAGAACUUUUAGGUCAUUUUAAUUUGAUUUAACUCCAAAAGUCUUUAAUUAUCUUGUUAAAAAUAUUUGUUACAUUUAUUUUAAGCUCAUGCACAACACGCAUCAGUUGUAUUACUCUUAAAGCACUUAUAUUAUGCAAAAAUAAGGAAGGGAGAAACUUGUAUUUAAAAUAACUAAAUGUUGGCUCUGGCCAGUGUUUCUGUGCUCUGCAUAUCAAUACACUAUGCAGUUUCUCACUGUAAAGGAUUUGUAUUUUAAUAUUUUAGACAUUUUUAUGUUAAGUUCUGCCACAGAAGUAAAACUGAUAGAACUGUUGCAGUCGGUAAGCUGUUUUUUAUGAACCCCUUUGUUGCAUCAAACCAAACUGUACCUGAGGCUGAGAAGAACAGGAUCUCUUAGCUACAACUUGAAGCUCCUAUUCCCAAAUCUAAGAACAAGCGUGACAAAGGAACUCAACAUCGAAGGGGCUGCUGCUAUUUUCGCUGCCUGUUUGGAAACACUUGUGCAACUUGUGACGCCAAAGUUGGGAAAUCAGACCUUACAAUGUCUUUGUCAUUGUCUUUUGAAAUUCCACCAGGAGGUCGACCUGUAUGUCUUUUUCCCAGUUUUCAAUGCUGUAUGAUGUCAGUGUGGAAAAGAAUUUCCUCUGGGAGAGAUGAGCAGACGUCUAUGAUGCAACAGCAAAGCUCCCACGGUGAGAGAACAGAAGGAGAAUCAUGAGCAAGUGGGGCCAGUUGCCAAACAACUUUGGUGUGAAGAAGGUGGAAAUAUACCAGAAACAAAACCAGGAUUUGGUUCUUCACACAUGCAAAAUGUUUAAUUGUACUUCUUUGGCAACUCUGUAAAAUGCUUUAACUUUAUUACAUUCAGAAACAGUUGUUGGUUUUACUUCUGCUCAUUUCCAAGAUGAAUCACUUAAUAACUUAAUAAGCUUGUUAAAGUUAGAAAAAGAUGUGUGCAUCAGGCACAACACACUACAUCCAUUAAACCUUAAACUUAUUUCUGUGAUUUAGAAUUGAUCAUAUUUGAUGUUUUCAAAUUGAACAAUGGGAAGUAAAGUCUAUAAAGUGAACAAAACAAUACCUAUUGGGGGAAAAAUUUAUGGUUUUAUUUCUAGUUUACUUCCACCUUUCACUCUGUUCUAUCAGUUGUAUUUCUACGCCUACACUAGUACAAACACUGUAGGGUGUCAUGGCUCAGGCUGAAGCCGGUGAACCCGCUGUCUGUCUGCAGUCAUGCUUUGCUGAACUUAUUAUCCUAUGGGACAAUAGACACCCAACAUGAGCUCCCGUUAACUCCGGAGAUGUUUAAUGGUUUGAGAUUUUAAGAUACUGAAGAGUUCCAGUGAAAAGUUGAUCCAGAAUCUAAACGUGAAUCAAUUUUUAGUUGCUGAGAGGAGUUCCUCAAUGUAAAGGUUGUAACUAAUUAAUCAACAUUUUUUAGAUUGACGAUGAAUCAAACGGCUAAAUUUAAUGUAAAAUGUGUCCAUAGAGAAUUGUAAGUUUCUUUUUCUACUCACAAACCAGACAAAGGUUAAUCAGCUAGUGAAGGAAAUGGAGCAUUUAGCAGCUAAAGACAGAUCAUUUUUUAUUUCAGAGGUGGCCACAAACACAACUCCAAGUGAAUGCUAGUGUUAAUGGAUGUGUCAGGUGUUGUGUUUUCAGCUUGUUGCACUGCCCCAAAGUGGCCAAAAAAUCAAGUAACACAGCUUUAACAUGUCAGCAACAGACAUUCAAGCCCACUGUUAAUUAUAAGUUAUUGUACAGAGCCUUUGACAAUUAACUACAUUUUUGUGAGUAGAGUUGAACAUUGGUUGCAGGAGAAUUUGAAUUCUUUUCGGGGAAGUUACAUUGUCUAUGCAAACAGUUUUUACUUCCUUAACUCUGAUCUAGAUUAUAAUUACAUAAACAUGGACAUAAAAGUGAUUAUUCCCUUAAAGCAAUAGUUUAACAUUUUCAUUCUAAGGUAACAAAAACACAGCGAUUCCUAUAUUCAGGUGAUUACACACUAAUGAAAACUAAUGAAUAUUAUAUUCCAUUUCUGUCAAUAGAUCCUUAUACAUUUUACACACUGGACCUUUAAGUUUUAUACUUUGGAGUCUCACUGUUGAAAAGAACUCUCUCUAAUAGGUUUUUCUACAAUCACUUGUACACUCUGCGGGAGCGGUGCUAUUGUCCCUUCGUAUUAUUGUGAUCGAUUUAUACUUAUUUUGCUUUUAAAUGAGAUUUUUGAAUGACUUUGUAAUGUACAGACUAAAUGCCAAAUACAUUCUUUUGCAAGAAUUUCAACAUUUUUUUUUUGUUUUUUUAAAUAUUGUACUCACAGAUGUUUCAUCUCAACAAGCUGCCACUUCAGUUUUUCCCUGCUCGCUGGUUUUUCCUUUGUUACACAAUUCAUUCUGUAAGAUAUUACACCACAAAGAGCUGGUAGUGAUUAUAGCAACACGUGUCAGUUACAAGCCUGGAAGCACACCUGCAGUAUCUUUAUUUCUCACUCGUACGUCUUUUGUCUCUCCAGUUCCUCUUCUCUUAAUGACCGAUUCUUUGAUCCUGAUGCAGCUGUCUCGGCUUCCAAGUGCGUUUCAUAAAUCUUGCGUGUUUCGUUUACUGCAUGUGUGUUUCCAUGCAGCUUCUGUUUUGCACUCAUCAGCCAGAAACCUGCCGACUACUGCCUUGUAAAUUCUUCGCUUUGCACCCCCCUCAUAAAAACCCAUAUUUGUCUUCGAUGGAGAGACACAGGGAAGGCAGGUUUUAACUCAUUUAAUGAAAAGCAGGACACAUAUUUUAGUGUUUUUUCUUUUUUCAGUAUCAUAUUUAAAGUCUGUUUUGAACUUUUCUUCCCCAUCUUUUAGUUUUUGGGGAACAAACAAAUGUAUAGAGACGUUUGCAUGUAACACAGAGUGAACAUUACACACACAUUAUCCACACAGACAGUUUACUCUCAUGAAUGCACAUUUGACCAUUACAGAAUGCGACUUAAAUAUCAUUUUUACAAGUACAGGUAAGAUUUUUUUUAAAUGUAUGUAAGUGUACAUUCUGUAUAUCCAAGAAUUUUUAAACUUAUAUAGCAAAGGA